Messenger RNA from Podospora anserina S mat+, 432 nucleotides. RefSeq lists its product as uncharacterized. The record is from RefSeq and is a predicted model, not a curated record. NCBI's taxonomy places the organism in Eukaryota, Fungi, Ascomycota, Sordariomycetes, Sordariales, Podosporaceae. Bases 1 to 432 code for a protein of 143 amino acids. The transcript has a single exon.
AUGAGAUGCCUUUUUGGCAGCCCAUUUCCUUUUUUUUUUUCGCAGCCAACGAAUUUUCUUUUUCAAGAUUUCGCUUCAUAUCUUUUUUCAAACGUGUCGUUACUAUCAUUUAUUUAUCAUGUACAUCCUCGUGCUACAGCACAGGUGGAAGAGCCAAGAGAAGACCGGGCGGGCGUUUUUGAACAACAACGAACAAUCGGAGAUACCCCGUCGUUUUUUUUGCCUUGUUUGCUUUUUUUUUUUUGGAUUUCCAAAUGCCAUUAUGGGAGUCGGGGCGAAAGGGAUUAUUUCUGGCGGUUGGAGAGCAAAGACGGGAAGUAUACACAUACUUUACACACAAAGCCUGUUUUUUCUUUCUUAUCGUCUGUAUUACCAUCAUCAUUUGUUGGGGGAGAAAGUUAUUUACAACGGCACCCUAUACUUAUUACUUAG